Molecule: messenger RNA, 2883 nt
Organism: Necator americanus (New World hookworm)
Lineage: Eukaryota; Metazoa; Nematoda; Chromadorea; Rhabditida; Ancylostomatidae
Exons: 2
Coding region: 1-2883 (960 amino acids)
Biological process (GO): DNA integration
Molecular function (GO): nucleic acid binding
Source: RefSeq, a predicted model, not a curated record
AUGACCGAUCUGCCCCCACAACGAGUAAAAAGAUCACGACCAUUCCAUCACAUAGGGUUGGAUUAUUUCGGUCCUAUAUCAGUUUAUGAAGGAAAUAAGGACCGUGCAGAAGUGUAUGGGUGCAUUUUUACAUGUGCCGUAACGCGACUAAUUCACCUUGAAGUCGUCUCAGAUGGAACAACCAAAAAAUUCAUCAACGCAUUCCGCCGAUUUGUGGCUGGGAGGGGAAAACCGAAAUCUGUGACUUGCGACAACGCACCCACCUUUCUGUUGGGUAGCCGCAUCAUCAAUGAUAGUCUUGAAAAGAUUACAACCGAUGAGGAAAUCUUACACCAUACGAACAAUCAGUUGAUUGAGUGGAAUCACAUUACACCUUAUUCACCAUGGAAAGGUGGCUUUUACGAGCGCCUCAUAAAAUCAGUGAAGCAUGCACUAUUCAAAGUCAUAGGGAAGCGCAUCAUAACUAGGGAGCCCUUGUGCACCUUUUUCGCAGAAAUCGAAGGGUGCAUCAGUAGUAGACCUCUCACCUAUCAAGAAAGCGAUUUCGACAAUAACAUAUCAACUCUUCGUCCUAUAGACUUUCUUCAACGAGACAUGUAUAUCACACUUCCGCUGCGCUUUUCCAACGAAGAACAGGCAGAUCCAACAUAUUUGCCGUCCUCUGAGGCAGCACGUUUGGAAACGCGAUUACAGACAGAAAAGGCCUUACAGUCUUCGUACUCAUUGACGGAACGCUACUGGAACAUAUGGAGAACACAUUACCUGCCCGCCCUUUAUGAGCAACAUAGACAAAAAAUAAACGAUCAACGCGGAAGCACCAAGGCGCCACGUAAAGGAGAAAUCGUCCUUUUAAGUGAUCCCUGCCAAAAAAGAAAUUACUGGAAAAUGGCUCGUAUAACCAAACUCUUACCAAGCAAGGACGGACCAGUAAGGGAAGUUGAAGUUCUGUGCAACAACAAGUCGCUGCGACAUCCCAUCAACCACCUGAUUCCACUAGAAAUCUCAGAGGCCAAUUGUGAACUUCAACCUUCGGAUGAGAUAAUAACGCAAACAAGAGAACAACCCUCCACCACCCGAUACAACCUUCGUAAAAGGAAGUCCACAGUAUCACGACAACAUACAAGCAGCGUGCAUCAGAUUAGAUCAGAAAGAUCAAAAUCGACGUGGUCACCAUCAGUCUACUUAAAAAUGGCCCUGAUUUUAGCCAUAAUGACAAUAACCACAGGAACCAGAGUACUACACGAGACACAAAAUAACAACUCCUUUCCCACCCCACGAAACCAUUACAUUGAAUGUAAAACAGAAGGUGUCUACCUUAAUGCCCCACAAGCCCAAGAGUACGAAUUAUGCGUCAACAACUAUUGCAUCAAUGAAAAGACGCCACCAGUGGAGAAACUUCUACACUUACCACCAGAAGAACUAAUACAUGACUAUGAAGCCAACUGGAAAGUACGACAAGGAGAUACAUACGUAGCAUUGGUGACAAAGUGUCCAGCACAAUCGUUCUGUACUUCAAUCGACUGUACAAUCUGUUCCGCUAACAUCCUCAACCCAGAAUGUUGGCCACUAGCAGCAAUAAUCGGAUUAGGUAUAUCAGUAUACUUGUUCAUUGCUUUAUGCUACACCAUCUGCUUUGUACCAGUUACAAUUGGCCCUCCUUGUCGAAUCAUCAUGACAGGAAUAGCCACAAUGGCAUUGGCCAUACUAGGAUUAGUUCAUGGAACGUCUGCAUGCCAAAUGGUCAACAUAUUCUCGCAUCAUCUUCACAACUGUAGGACUGCAGAGAAGACAAUUUGCAACAUCGAAAUUGCAGCAGUAAUCAAGAUUAAUCCAUUCAAAAGGGAAGCUUGUUUAAAACUGCGACGGAACGAAACCACACUGUUAGAAAUAAGAGUUUAUUGGGAAGGAUUACGACUAUUGUGUGAACGCGAAUCUAUAACGUAUACUCGUAAUGUGCAGCAAAAAGUGAUCGACAGUAAAAGGUGCCCACAUAUGGGUUCGUGUGUUGGUAACAAAUGCGCAAAUGUGAACGUAACAAGUCUGUUACCGGAAUUAGCCGCCGGAAAUUCCUAUCCUGGCACGACAGGAUGCAUCGAAUCCUGUGGAGGCUGCGACUGCUUCUACUUAAGCUCCGGUUGCCUUUUCUAUAGGAUCUACGAACUCUUCAGAUGCAUCAAAUGGAAAGAGGAUGUGAAAGUUCGUCUGAAUAUUCACAGUGUUAAAGAAGUAACAAAUCAACCCUACGUACUCGCUUUGCGACCAAAUAUACCAGUGAAAGUUCAAAAUAUGGAAACAACACUGAGCAUCCUCUCAACACCACCACUUCCAGUUCUGGAGCAGGCUUUCAUCACUUCGAACAACCAGACAGCAAUAUGGGACCAAAAUAUACUGCCAGCUCUCCGUUGUCCAUCUCGUAACGAUGCUCACUUAUUGCAGUGCAAUUUGCAUCAUGAAUGCGAAUGCACGCCAGCUGAAUCUCAAGUGAGAUGCAAGUGUAAGGACGAUGAAAUCGCGACCAAUUUCAACAAUAUCGAUAACGUGCUCCCACUAACACGGCAACAAGUGCAACUAUCAGAUCAUCCACAGCACGCAGUCAUGGCCAAAGUUGAUCAAGAUGUUUCCGCUGAAAUAAUACUGAACAUAAAAGACAUCUUUGAUGACACUGUGAUCCAGAUAACGGAUGACAUUUGCACGGUUGAGAAUGCGCAACUGAUAGGAUGCUACUACUGCAGCAAUGGAGCUUCAGCGAGGAUAAAAUGUACCUCGUCAUUCAACACUGUCUCCGCAGAAGUUGAAUGCGGCACUGACAGUUUCACAGUCCCAUGUUUCCCCACAGGACAAAUUUCACAACUUAACUUCCUCUGCAGUGCUGCUCGGAUCUAA